AUGGGUCAUUCCAAUCAGGACUUGGAUACUUAUGUUGCUGUUAAACGGAUUUCAAAGGCCUCUAAGCAAGGAAUUAAGGAAUAUGCAUCUGAAGUGAAGAUUAUUAGCCGAUCAAGGCACAAGAAUCUUGUGAAGCUUAUUGGCCAGUGUCAUGAAAAAGGAGAACUUAUACUUGUUUAUGAGUUCAUGGCUAAUGGCAGCCUAGAUUCCCAUCUUUUUAAAGGUAAAACCUUAUUGACUUGGGAAGUGAGAUUUAAAAUUGUGCAGGACCUGGCAUCAGCACUAUUCUAUCUACAUGAAAAGGGUGACCAUUGCGUACUACACAGAGAUAUCAAAGCGAGCAACAUUAUGUUAGAUUCUAGUUUCAAUGCUAAACUUGGGGAUUUCGGACUUGCUAGGCUAGUGGAUCAUGCAAAAGCGUCACAAACCACCCAUUUAGCUGGGACUAUGGGCUAUUUGGCACCUGAAUGCGUUUCAUCGGGAAAGGCUAGCAAGGAAUCGGAUGUCUACAGUUUUGGAGUUGUGGCAUUGGAGAUUGCAUGUGGCAGAAGAUCAAUAGAGCCCAAAUAUGAAGAAUCUCAAGCUUCGUUGGUAACCUGGGUGUGGAAUGCUUAUGGAAGCCAACGGUUGCCUGAUGUAGCUGACCCAAAACUAUGUAUGAACUUUGAUGCUAAACAAAUGGAAUGCUUGUUAAUGGUUGGACUGUGGUGCGUCCAUCCAGACCAGCAUUUAAGACCAUCUAUAAGGCAAACACUUCAGGUUUUUAAUUUCGAAGCACCGUUGCCGAAGCUUCCAGGUACGAGGCCAACUCCAACAUAUGAUGCACAAACCACUUCAGAAAUUCAAGCGAGCCAUGUUUUUCGGGUAUGA
Gossypium raimondii (Peruvian cotton) is the source of this 870-nucleotide messenger RNA. Its product is annotated as L-type lectin-domain containing receptor kinase IX.1-like. The transcript is spliced from 2 exons. Gene Ontology annotation, biological process: protein phosphorylation. Gene Ontology annotation, molecular function: ATP binding; protein kinase activity. The coding region runs from base 1 to 870 and encodes 289 amino acids. Lineage: Eukaryota; Viridiplantae; Streptophyta; Magnoliopsida; Malvales; Malvaceae. The record is from RefSeq and is a predicted model, not a curated record. Gene Ontology annotation, cellular component: plasma membrane.